Molecule: messenger RNA, 6991 nt
Organism: Serinus canaria (Common canary)
Lineage: Eukaryota; Metazoa; Chordata; Aves; Passeriformes; Fringillidae
Gene: SETD1B
Product: SET domain containing 1B, histone lysine methyltransferase
Exons: 18
Coding region: 513-6536 (2007 amino acids)
Cellular component (GO): Set1C/COMPASS complex
Molecular function (GO): RNA binding; histone H3K4 methyltransferase activity; protein binding
Source: RefSeq, a predicted model, not a curated record
CCCGCGGUCGCCCGGGCUCGCCGAAGUCUUCCCCUAAAAAAAAAAAAGCGGAAAAAAAAAAGCGAAAAAAACCCCCCAACUUGUCCCACCUAUAGGUCCAUCUUGUUUAGAAACAGUUUGCUCUAAGGUAAAUGCAGCGGGCAGAUUCCACUCGCCCCCCCGCAUGCCGUUAACCCCGCGGCGGGGAGGGAAAAAAAACCCGCGCGUCCCGGUGGCGGCCCAUGCGGCGGCGCUCGGCGGCGGCGGGGCGGCGGCGGGCGGCCGCGGGCCGGGGGCUGCGCGGCGCGGCCGCCGUGAAUGUGCAGGCGGCGGAGCGCGGUUAGGCGUUCGCGGCGCUCGCAGCGGUGUAUUGUGGGAUCCCGGCCGCCGCCAGCAGCGAGCACACACACAAUAUGUGGUGGCUCGCGAAAACGGGAGGCAGGAGCCUGGCGGGCAGCCCGCGCCGGUAACCGGCCCCAUGUGAGACGGGAGCUCGCCUUUCGCCGCCCGGAGACGAUCGGCCGCCCAGCGCGAUGUCUUUCCGAGAGACCAAGGCGGGGGAAAAAGCCAAGCACCCUGAAGAUCAUGGCAAAAAGCAGAGUUCAAGUUGGAUCAACGGAAUGGAGAACAGCACGCAAGCCAGCACUUCUGUCGAGAAAAGAAAUCACCAUUGGAGAAGUUACAAGUUGAUUAUUGACCCGGCUCUGAAAAAAGGACAGCACAAACUCUACCGCUACGAUGGGCAACAUUUCAGCAUGCCUAACUCGGGGAUCGCUCCUGUGGAUUGUGUCAGGGAUCCCAGAAUAGGGCGAAUAUGGACCAAAACGAAGGAGUUGGAGCUGUCUGUCCCCAAAUUCAAGAUUGAUGAAUUUUACGUGGGGCCAGUGCCUCCCAAGCAGGUCACCUUUGCCAAGCUGAACGACAACAUCCGUGAAAACUUUUUGGCCGACAUGUGCAAGAAAUACGGCGAAGUGGAAGAGGUGGAGAUUCUCUACAACCCUAAGAACAAGAAGCACCUGGGCAUUGCCAAAGUCAUCUUUGCCACUGUCAAGGGUGCCCGGGAGGCUGUGCAGCACCUUCACAACACUUCUGUCAUGGGCAACAUUAUCCACGUGGAGCUGGAUACAAAAGGUGAAACCCGCAUGAGAUUCUAUGAACUGCUGGUUAAUGGUCUUUACACUCCUCAGACCCUCCCUGUAGGCACUGAACAGGAUGUGUCCCCAACUGGGAAUGAGGCUCUCCAGUUGACGGACUCCCUGAAGCGCCUGAAGGACAGUUCCCUCUCUUCCGCGGGAUCCUCGGUCACCCCAAACAGCAGCACGCCCUUUUCCCAUGACACAGCCUAUUCCAGCUGCCGCCAAGACACCCCAAACUCCUACAGCCAAUUCACCCCCCAGUCCCAAGGAACGCCCCACACCCCGCGCCUGGGGACGCCGUUCUCCCAGGAUUCCACCUACUCCAGCCGACAGACAACGCCUGUGUACCACUUUGGGCAGGACAGUGGGUACAAACCCAGGAGGCACGAGACGAAGUUUACGGAUGCGUACAACCGUCGCCCGGGCCACCACUACAUGCACAACUCUGCAGGGGUGUUCCGAGGCACAGAGCAUCAGUUUAGUACGUUCAAAUCCCAUCAGCAGGAGCCAGUUCAGUUCUCUCACACUCCUCCCCUGAGCCACUCUAGUUCUUCGAGCUAUAAAUCUGCCUUCUCCCCCUAUCAAGCACCAGCUGUUUUUCCCCAAUCCGAUGAGCAGCCGUUUCCCCAGACUUCCAGGGAGGCAGAGUACCGGAGACCUGCGCCGCCUCCCACCGAGAUGGUCGUGGAAAGCAGCGCUGCCCCGAGCAUCGAUUUUGUCCCAGUGAAGGAGAAACCAGAGGAGCCUCCGCCCUUGCCCGACUCAAACUCUGUACCUGAACCAAGCACAGCAUCCUUCUCUCAGACUCCAGAGAGGAGCGAGACUCCUGGCACCCCCACCAUGGAGACUGAGAUGCAGCAUAACAGUUUAGACUCAAGGAUUGAGAUGCUCUUAAAAGAGCAGAGAACAAAAUUACCCUUUCUUAACGAGCAUGACUCAGAUAAUGAGAUCCGAAUGGAAGGUAGCCCUAUUUCCUCCUCUUCUUCCCAGCUCUCCCCCAUCCCAACAUACGGUUCGAACUCUCAGCCUGGUUUCAGGGGUCAGACGCCUUCCUCACGCCCUUCCAGCACAGGCUUGGAGGACAUCAGCCCCACACCCUUACCUGACUCUGAUGAUGAUGAGCCUAUCCCUGGGACAGCUUCUCUGAGUCAGAAUUCCCGGGGGACAUCGGAGGCCAGCAUGACUCCUAUUGAUCAGCUGAGCAGGACCUCCAAAAUUGAGACCUCGGAGGCUAAAGAAAUGGUGCCUGGUGACCAGACUCCAACAUCAGAAAAAAUGGAUGAGGGUCAGCAUUCCUCAGGGGAGGACAUGGAAAUCUCUGACGACGAGACCAACCCUGCGCCCAUCACCAGCGCGGAAUGUGCCAAAACCAUUGUGGUGAACUCCUCCGUCAGCAACACGGCCGUGCUGGCCCCGUCCAUCCCCCCACUGCCACCACCGGGGUUCCCUCCUCUUCCUCCUCCGCCGCCUCCGCAGCCCGGCUUCCCCAUGCCCCCGCCGCUGCCUCCGCCGCCACCGCCCACCCACCCGGCCGUCACCGUGCCCCCGCCGCCGCUGCCCGCCCCACCCGGGGUGCCUCCGCCGCACAUCCUGCCCCCGCUGCCCCCGUUCCACCCCGGCAUGUUCCCGGUCAUGCAGGUGGAUAUGAUCAGCGUCCUGGGCAACCAGUGGGGCGGCAUGCCCAUGUCCUUCCAGAUGCAAACUCAGAUGCUGAGCCGCAUGAUGCAGGCCCAGAACACGUACCAGUACCCACCCUUCAUGACGGGCCGGAUGCAGUUUGUGAACCUUCCUCCCUACCGCCCGUUCUCCAUGGGAGCCGCUCUCGCCCGUGGGCAGCAGUGGCCUCCUCUGCCCAAGUUUGACCCCUCGGUUCCACCCCCGGGCUAUGAGCCGAAGAAGGAAGAUCCCCACAAAGCCACAGUGGAUGGAGUCCUCCUGGUCAUAGUGAAGGAACUGAAGGCCAUCAUGAAAAGGGACCUGAAUCGCAAGAUGGUCGAAGUGGUGGCGUUCCGAGCGUUUGAUGACUGGUGGGACAAGAAGGAGCGUCUGGCAAAGGCAUCUCUCACUCCAGUGAAGUCUGGAGGAGAACUGGAGGAAAAACCAAAGCCAAAGGAUCGAAUGGCCUCUUGUCUCCUGGAGAACUGGAACAAAGGAGAAGGGCUGGGAUACGAGGCCAUCGGCCUGGGCAUUGGGUUACGAGGGGCCAUCCGCCUGCCAUCCUUCAAGGUGAAAAGAAAGGAGCCACCUGAAGCUGCCUCAGCGGGAGAUCAGAAGAGAAUCCGGCCUUCUACUUCAGUGGAUGAUGAAGAUGAAGAGUCAGAGAGGGACAGGGAUGCUUCUGAUACAACAUCUGACCUGUCAAAGAAGGAUGCAGAGGCAGUGGGGCUGCGGCGGCGACCAGCCAGGCCAUUGGAGCUCGACAGCGAGGGAGAGGAGGGAGAUGAGACAUCAGGGAAAGAGGAAGAGUCCUCCUCAGAGAAGGAAGAGGAGCAGGAAGAAGAGGGAGGCUUGGUGAAAGCAGCACCUGGCAAGGAGGAAGAGGAGGAUGAGGAGGAUGAAGAUGACGAGGAUGAAGAUGACGAUGAAGACGAGGAUGAAGAUGAUGAGGAGGAGACAGGCAUAGACACAAGUGACAAGGAGGAGGAGCAGGACUCUGAGGAGGAUGUUGCAAGUCCCUCAUCUUCCAAGGCUGAAGCUGAAUCAUCUGAUGAGAGUGAGGACUCCUCUGAAUUCGAGUCAAGUUCAGACUCGGAUGAUGAAGAUGAGGAGGAUGAUGAUGACGAUGAUGAAGAUGAGGAGGAAGAAGAGGAGGAAGAGGUGGCUGAAGAUCAAGGCAGAGAAGCCAUGGUUGCUGAGCCAGAGCAGGAACCUGCUGGUCAUGAGCUUCCUGAUGAUGAGAGGGAGACUAUUUUGGACCUGUACCCUGUGGAUGACUACAUGGAUGCAACAGGCUUGGGACUUGCUGAGCCAGCUUUGGCAGUAAAAGAUGAAGGCAGUGAAGAAAUCAAGGCAGGGGAUAGUGAGUGUGGCCAAGUCCUGGGGGCUUCUGUUGCUGCUGAAACUCUGAAACAUUUGGUUCUGGAAAGAGACCAGGAAACAAAGCUUGCACUCUCUCCCAUCUGUAGGUCAGAGGAAGAGUCCGAACCCACUUCCAUGCUGGAGCCAGAGGUCCAGGUACAGGAAGGUCCAAAGCCUGAAUCUCAAGAUGAGGAGGCAUCUCUCUGUAUCUCUACUCCAGGGGGAGUCUUUGGGGAACCUCUGCCCAGCAAAAGCAGCUUCUUUGGCAAGUCUGAGGAGAGCAGCUUGGAAGGCCGAGUUAAAGCCAAGGCGCUGUCGGCAGCGGAGGAGGACGAGCGGCUGCCGCGCACGCCGGGGCGGGAGGUGAUGAUCCACUCGGAGACUGAGACUCUCCUGCUGCCAGCCCACAAGGUGCCAUCCUCCAUGCUUCCCUUGCCAUCGACUCCCGGCAAGGAAGAGUCUUUAGUCCCUCCAGAAAAGUUCCCUGAACAAUUAAUGGUGACCAAAACAUCCGUGGAGGAGGAGAUUCCUAGGACUCCUGGGCGGGACAUUUUGGCCAAGUCUUCACACCCCCUCGCGAAGUCGCAGAGCACGGACACUGUUCCAGCCACGCCAGGAAGUGAUGCUCCCCUUACAGGAAGCAGCUUGACCCUCAGUUCCCCUCAAGUCCCAGGGAGCCCCUUUUCCUACCCAUCCCAAUCUCCUGGCAUUAAUAGUGGCAUUCCUCGGACUCCUGGGAGAGAUUUCAAUUUCACGCCUACUUUCCCAGAGGCUGGUGCUACCGUUCCUUGCCUUCUGCCUGGCAAGAAACAGUCAGAGGAUGAGCUAGAAGAGAAAACCUUUAAAGAGCCUCUUGGUGCUUCCCUUACGAUCAGCAUGAACAGUGUUCCUUCCCCUAUCCCCUUUGCCAGCCCCCCGCAAGCGGAUUUCCACAUGGACAUGGGUUUGCCGCCUGACGAGCCAAUACCUGUAGCAGCCCUGCCGUGCAUGCACGGAGAUGGAAGAAUGCCCAUCGAGGAAUGCAAGGCAGAAGUAAAACCUGGUUUGCUCUCCCCAGAAGUACCCCCUGGGGCUUCUAUUCUUCCUCCCCCACCACCACCUUCUGUUCUUCCCAAAAGGAGGCCGGGUCGGCCGAGGCGGUCCCCACCUUCUGUCCUCUCGCUGGAUGUGUACUCGGGCAAAACCAUAGAACCUCCUCCCAUGCCAGUGGCCUUGGUGGAGGGUGCUGUGGGCAAAGAGCUGCUGAGUGGACAUCCUGAUGCCUACUAUGGACUGAAAGACCCUGAAGCCGUCACCCUGGACUUCAGGAAUGACGGUUUCCACGAGAAAAUAGCAGCUGAGACAGUUGCAGAGAAACUGCCAUUCAAGGAACUGGAGAACCAGUGGAACGAAGACUUCAAGGAAGAUGAGGCUCACGCGAAGCCCAAGCGCCAGUGGCGGAGGCAGAAGAAAUCUGAGGAGCUGCCAGUGAUCCCCUCCCCCGAGUAUUCCCCGCCCCAGCCGCAGUUCAGGCCGCGCUCGGAGUUCGAGGAGAUGACAAUUCUGUACGACAUCUGGAACGGGGGCAUCGACGAGGAGGACAUCAAGUUCAUGUGUAUCACGUACGACCGCUUGUUACAGCAGGACAAUGGUAUGGACUGGCUCAAUGACACCCUCUGGGUUUUCCAUCCUUCUACCAGCUUUUCCACCCCCAAGAAGAAGAAGCGGGAUGACGGGAUGCGGGAGCACGUGACGGGCUGCGCACGAAGCGAAGGCUAUUACAAAAUUGAUAAGAAGGACAAACUCAAAUACCUCAACAAUAGCCGAGCUUUUGCAGAGGAGCCUCCAGCUGACACACAGGGUAUGAGCAUCCCUGCCCAACCUCACGCUUCCACCCGGGCUGGUUCCGAGAGGCGAUCAGAGCAACGCAGGCUCCUCUCCUCCUUCACUGGUAGCUGUGACAGUGACCUGCUCAAGUUCAACCAGCUCAAGUUCCGGAAGAAAAAACUAAAAUUCUGCAAGAGCCACAUUCAUGACUGGGGCCUUUUUGCUAUGGAGCCCAUUGCAGCUGAUGAGAUGGUGAUAGAGUACGUGGGUCAGAACAUCAGGCAGGUCAUUGCUGACAUGCGUGAGAAGCGAUACGAGGACGAGGGCAUUGGCAGCAGUUACAUGUUCAGAGUGGACCACGACACCAUCAUCGAUGCCACCAAGUGUGGGAACUUUGCCAGGUUCAUCAAUCACAGCUGCAAUCCAAAUUGUUAUGCUAAAGUGAUCACGGUGGAGUCUCAAAAGAAGAUCGUUAUCUACUCCAAGCAGCACAUCAAUGUGAACGAGGAAAUUACAUACGACUACAAGUUUCCAAUUGAGGAUGUAAAAAUCCCGUGUCUCUGUGGCUCUGAGAACUGCAGGGGAACCCUGAACUGAGCUCAAGGUUUCUCAUCACACUUGCACCUUCGGCCAUGUCAAAACUGUGGUAACCAGGUGUGGUUGCACUUUGCCAAAAAAAAGAGGAAAAAAAAAAAACCUACAGAAAAAAAGGAAGAAAAAAAAUUUAAAAGCAAAAAAAUACUUACCAAAAAAAAAAAAAAAAAGAGGAAAAAGAGAAGAAAACCAAGCAAGUUUCGCACUUCUGCCAGGAUCAUGAGUGAAAGCAAAAAGCGCACACGCUUACGAGGACUGUUCAUGUUUCAGGUGCUUUUUCCUUUUCAGAUCCAACACGCACACAAAAAGGUGGCUACCUUUUGUGGCAUGGUAUAUCCAACACUAGCUUCUCUGUUCAGUCCCUGAAGUAAUGCUCCAUAAUGGGAUAAUGGUACCUUUUUUUUUUAAUUGUUCUUAUAAGCCUUCAUUGUUUCAUAAAUGCUGCUACCUUUUUCUCA